AUGACAAAUCCCACAGAUGAUCCAUUCACAAUGGAUGAAGAUUUGUCAGAACUACCGAACAACCAAGAGUCGUUAACGACAACCACAACUAACACAUCAGAAAUAAACAAUGGUUUUAAAGAACCAAACUAUUUAAUACAUCAAUCACCAAAUUCGAUAUAUAAUGAUACAAAAUUAAUACGAUCCAAAUUGGAUCAAAUUAAAUUAGAAGAAAAAGAGACCAAUGCAACAACUACCGAAGAAGAUGAUGAAAAGACUUAUGAUGAAGAUGUGGAUGAUAAAUUAGACUUAAACUUACAGAAGCAAUUGCAAAAAAAUUACAAAGAACAAUAUAAGAAAAAAACCAGCGAAACAAAUAAUAAUGAAACAUUUGAGUUCAAUUAUGAUGAUGAAAAACCGCUAUCACCGCCUGAAAAUUUUGCCUUGGUGAUUGGAUCAAUAUAUAGAAGUUCAUUCCCACAACCAAAUAAUUUUUCAUUCCUUAAAAAACUAGGUUUAAAAUCAAUACUAUGUUUAAUACCCGAAGAUUAUCCCGAACUACAACAACAAUGGUUAGAGAAUGAAAACAUCAAACUAUUUCAAUUAGGUAUGUCAGGAAACAAAGAACCAUUUGUCAAAAUAUCAUCGGAUUUAAUAACUCAAGCUAUAAAGAUAGUACUAAACCCUGAGAAUCAACCAAUUUUAAUUCAUUGUAAUAGAGGUAAACAUAGAACAGGAUGUUUAGUUGGUGUACUACGAAGGUUACAAAACUGGUCUAAAACAAUAAUAUUUGAUGAAUAUAGAAAAUUUGCAGCACCAAAAGAAAGACCAAUGGAUCAACAAUUUAUUGAGUUAUAUGAUGAUACAGAAAUUAAACAAUUUUGUAAUGAAAGAGAUUUAUUACCAUUAAAAUGGGAUUGA
Lodderomyces jiufengensis is the source of this 900-nucleotide messenger RNA. It is a transcript of the gene SIW14, whose product is annotated as putative tyrosine protein phosphatase. The record is from RefSeq and is a predicted model, not a curated record. Bases 1 to 900 code for a protein of 299 amino acids. Gene Ontology annotation, molecular function: phosphatase activity; inositol diphosphate tetrakisphosphate diphosphatase activity. Gene Ontology annotation, biological process: protein dephosphorylation. The transcript has a single exon. Gene Ontology annotation, cellular component: cytoplasm. NCBI's taxonomy places the organism in Eukaryota, Fungi, Ascomycota, Pichiomycetes, Serinales, Debaryomycetaceae.